Messenger RNA from Pocillopora verrucosa, 2019 nucleotides. NCBI's taxonomy places the organism in Eukaryota, Metazoa, Cnidaria, Anthozoa, Scleractinia, Pocilloporidae. The record is from RefSeq and is a predicted model, not a curated record.
AUGACAAAAGAAAAGUUGUUGGAGCGUUGUAAAGAAGGAAACAGCGAUGACAAUCAAACUGAAUGCGAUGAUCACGAGGAUUUCUUAGAUGGGAAAUUUUACAGAUCGAGAGAGUUCUGGAUGAAGGUUCAUGAAAGGCAGAGUAUAGGGUUACCGUGGAAUAGAGCUAUAAAUGAAGUUAGAGUUGAAAGAAUUAUUCAGAAUUACAAAGAUAAUGGGGAACUGGACAGUGAGGAUCCAGCACUUGUGAUGUUGAAACAGUGGCCGGCGUCCAAACAGUACAAAGAUAGACCAGAUAAACUUCCAGGCCUUGAAAAGCUGGUGAAUGAAUUUUUGGAGAUAAUAUUAGAUAGUGAAUUGAACUCAGGUAACAAAUAUGAGCUAUUUAAAGAUGAAGAAGACAAAACAAAGAAAACUUUGCUGCACUUUGCUGCUGAAGUUGGACUUUUACAAAUCACCAAAACACUUUUAAAGAAAUGUCCUGGUCUGCUGGAUGCAACAACAGAACUUCAAAUAAUACCCAAGAAAAAAAGAGCCAUGUUACCAGUUGAGUUGGCCCUAAAUGCAGAGAAUGAUGAAGUGGCAGCCUAUUUAAUUAGAGCGAUGUGGCAUGAGAGUGUUACAAGUUUAUUUUCUUGGAGACCAGAAGACACAUCAAAUCCUUUACCAUCUUUCUUCAGUUUUAAGGCCAUUGUUGAGAAUCCUAAAAUGAAGAAAACAGUAGUGGCUGUAUUAGACCAAAUGGUGAACCCUCACUGGCCAUACCUUCCAAAACGGAAGGACAGUUAUGUCUCCCAAGAAGAAAAAGAGGGAAUUGAGGGAGUCUGGAAUACCAUUCCAGAGGAUCCACUAAACUAUCAUUUUUAUUAUGCUAUCUUGGAUGGUGAUGAGGGAGGGAGACCUCCAAAAGUUAAUAUGUUAUCAGAGGGACACAAAGAGUCAGAUAACAAAUAUUUCAACUGGAGAGACCAGUCAUGUUUAAACGUGAUUGCAAAGAGUAAUAAUAAGGAGGCCUUGCAACAUCCAGUGGUCAGAAUGUUGAUUAAGACAAAAUGGAAAAGUUAUGGGAAUUUUUUUCUCAGCCUUCAAACAGCACUGUAUGUUAUCUUCUUACUGUUCUUGUCAUAUUCUCUGCUGUAUGGUUCAACCAAACCAGACCCCACCCAGUACAGCAGUGGGGCAGACUUGUUGUGUGGAUUUUGUGAGAUUGUCACUCUUGUCAUGGUGGUCUUUUACAUGUGUGAAGAAAUGAAUCAAAUGAGAAUAGAGAGGUAUUCCUACUUCUCAGAGUGGAUGACCCUAUUUGACUGGUUAGGCCUGUUGCUGACCCUGUGUAUAGUACCCUUGCGGUUCUGUGGUAGCAAAGCUCAAUGGACAGUUGCAUCUUUGGCUAUUUUGUUUAAUUUCAUGAGGAUUUUUAAGUUCUCAUGUGUGACAAGGACUACAGGACUAUACACGAAAACCUUGGCUAAGAUCAUUCAGCAAGACUUGACAAGAUUCAUGGCAGUUUUUUUUACGAUUUUCCUUCCCUUCUGUGGGGCUUUAUUUUUAUCUCUCCGUUCAUCCAAUCAAAACCAAGAAUUAAGUGGCUUUGGAGAUGUAUUGUUGAGCGGUGUUCUUGCUCUCUUUGAGCAACGAUCUAUUGUGGCAGAUUAUUCAAGCUUCAAUUGGCUCUCCACUCUGUUGAUGCUAGCGUACAUGGGAACCGUACUUGUGGUUUUACUCAACAUACUCAUUGCACAGAUGAGCACGACCUACAUUCAGGCCAAGAAAGUCGCCCGUUUGGAGUAUGAUGUGGAUCGUAUUUUACAGCUCACUCGUAUUGAGAGAUUUCCUUUCCUGAAUUUACGCAUGAAGUAUUACAAAGAGGGAGAAUGGAUCAGUGAAAAGAAACUUGCGGAAGAGCUCCUUGAAUUCAGUGAAGAUCACAAUCCUUGGGAAUCAGUGGAAGAAAAGCUUAACGCGAUAAGAGAUGUGAUGAGAAAGAUGGUAAAACAGAUGAGACCUGAAAGAGGGUGA